Molecule: messenger RNA, 958 nt
Organism: Magallana angulata
Lineage: Eukaryota; Metazoa; Mollusca; Bivalvia; Ostreida; Ostreidae
Exons: 3
Source: RefSeq, a predicted model, not a curated record
UAUAUUAGAUUGAAAAUUUCAACUUCAUGCGGUGCUGAUUACUAUUUGAAAAGAGGGAAAUGCACCCCAUGUCUGGAUGGAUAUUACGGACCUAAAUGCAUUCAAAUGUGCCCAUAUCCUAAGUUUGGUCGACGUUGUUUGGACGGGUCAUGUCAAUGUCCAAAAGAAAACUGUGACGUAAGAACCGGAUGUAGACGAAGUAAUACUAUUCUUACGUCCACAAGAUCAACUGUUGACCGUACUGAAGAACAAUCGUUUAUGUCUACAAAAAGUAAUCUUCAUGAGGAGACAAACCAAAACAUGAUUGAGAUGAAUGGAAGAGGAAAAACAAAUCGUAGACUAUUUGCAGAUAAUUUCUUGUCAACAGUUUUAAUUACUUUUGUUGGCACGGCCAUCUCUAGUUUCUUGUUGUUUUCAAUUGGAUCUCAGAUCAAGUCAAGACUACUGAUCAAGAGGAGGCAGAACUCUCAACACACACCUGAGUUACAUGUAUGCACACAUAGGAUAUAGGAAUAUCCAAAACCUCAGCACUUGCGAAAAAGCAUAACAAAGUGAUUGAUAUCUUACAUAUAUCAAAGAAAAAGUCAUGAGUGCAAUCUAUUUAAAACUACAUGUGCAUGUAUAUCAUUUAUAUUUUAAAUGUCAUGUUUGAUAAAAAAAAACAACAAACCUUCCUGUUUGUCUAAAGCAAGCCAAAACUAAUUGAAUAUGGAUAAUUGUAUAUUAAUAUUGUAUAUUAUAAAUUAAUUAUAUAUAAGUACCUGUACUCAUCAAAUAAGUAUUGAACGUAUGGUGUAAGCAGUGUUUGCAAUUCACGAUCAUACAUUGAUCUUUGAUAUUAAGUGUUGUGCGCUGUCAUGAUUGGGUACAUGCUAAAUAUAUGAUUUCUAAAAUAGUAACCAAACUUUAGGUAAUAAUUAUUCAUAUAAUCAAACAUCAAAGAUUCAAAGAUGAUAAA